This is a messenger RNA of Nanorana parkeri, 3539 nucleotides long. Its product is annotated as synaptotagmin-like protein 2. Gene Ontology annotation, molecular function: neurexin family protein binding; small GTPase binding. Gene Ontology annotation, cellular component: exocytic vesicle; plasma membrane. Bases 368 to 3202 code for a protein of 944 amino acids. The transcript is spliced from 17 exons. Lineage: Eukaryota; Metazoa; Chordata; Amphibia; Anura; Dicroglossidae. The record is from RefSeq and is a predicted model, not a curated record. Gene Ontology annotation, biological process: intracellular protein transport; exocytosis.
GGGUGAGGCUGAGUGCAGAGCCUGAGUCACUUCGGAUGUGCACAGCUCAGCCUGCGUUGCACCUGCUCACCUGGACACAGGUAAAAAGGCUGACGUCUGCUGGGGACCCUAAAGGCUAAUGCUGGAGGACAAUGGGGACCACUGUAGUGUGUUCAUGUUACAUGGAAACACAGUGACUGCACCGGAGAAAGUGCCUGGAAAUUAUCUUUCAUUACUUUUGGAUCAAAACUAAAUUGAGAAGAUGAAGCAGCCAAAUUUCCACAUGUUCCGCUCAUACUGAGUUUAUUUUACUUAGGAGCUAUCCUAGGAAAUACUCCAUGACUGAAUUGUGCAAGCAAGAUUUAAAGAAGUUUAUUCUGCUGUGCAUAUGAUGAAGAAUAGCUCGGACACCAUGCUGGACCUCAGUUUCUUAACUGAUGAGGAGUAUGAAAAGCUCAUGAAAGUCCUGCAGAGGGAUGCUGACUUGCAGAAGAAAGACCAUGACCGCAUCAGACUUGUUCAAGGGUCAAUCAGAGAUGAAAAGAAGAAAAAGUUUGUAACUGGAGAGUGGUUUCAUGAUGUGAAGUCUCGCCGAUUCCAAGAGGAUCUACAAGGCCCGGAUCUGCUUAGAGCAUCAAUCCGAAAGAAGAGUCCAACUCAGAAUUCACGAAGAGGCAACAUUAGCAAAGAGGAAAUAUGGAACGUGGCUGCAAGUGCAGAUCCUGUUGCUCAAGGAACUCGAAGUCCCACAGAUGGAAAAUGUAAAGCAGAAUCAUCAGAAGCCGUGCCUCGGCUAAUGGCAGAUUCAUCCUUUGAGCCUCAGUCAUCCACCCAAUGUGUACCAGAAAAGAAAAGAUUCAGCAAUGAUAUUCCAACAGCAGCGGGGAUGCAUGAUGUUGCCUUCUCAGCCACCGAUGCAAGAAGCCCACAUGAACAAGAGCAACAGUUAAAAUAUUUGCCAGAUUUCACAGAGCGAGCACCCCAACAUUCCAUACAAAAACCUAUUCCAUUAAGCAGAAAAACAUCUGUUCCAGAAAAAAGUCUAAAGCAAGAAGCAAGCAGUCCAAGUAAAAUACCUGUAAAAAGGAAAACAAGUAAGGAAGCACUUAAACCAGAAGUCUCUCCAUAUUUGGAUAAGUCAGGUACUGCAUCAGGGCACUCAACAUUGUCCUCUCCAGAUGUGGAGCCCAAUAAAAAUGUCAAAACAAGUGCAAACUUCGAAGUGCAUUCAAUUAAAGAGAUGCAAGCAGAGCCAGAGCCCAUUCUAGAUAAGGGACAGUUUAUGUCACUAAAGAAGUUUUGGGAAAAAGGAACUGAAAGUUCUGGAAAUGCACAUAGCCAAGCAGAGCAAGAAGUAGCAGAUAUGAGAAGUUUACAGCAACCACCUACAAAGCCAGCUCGCUCACUUCCCCUACAGUCCAGCAUAAAAUCUAACAAUGAAGAGAGGUCACAUCCUGAGUAUUCACACAGAAUAAAACAUGUUUCACAAAGGAUUCCACUUGCAUCUUCCAGUGAAGAUGAAAUGGUCCAUGUAGCUCCACCACGAAAAAGUUCAUCUUUUUUACCAAGAUCAACCUAUGCCAAAAGCAAGGGCUCUGCCCUUUCAAAAAGCGUAUCGUUAUCAGAAAGCAAUGGGUUAAUAUCACACAGUGAGGACAGCAGUGGCACUGGUCGUUCUUCAAAGAAGUCAAAGCUUCCAGUUAGAGUUUCUCCAGCUGUUCAAGAGACUAAAGUAGAAUCUAUUACACCUGAAGACAAGCUACCAAAAACUUCUGAGCCAGAGAUACUAGACUCGGUUGAAAAUAUAAUUGUGCCAGAAAUCAAGCCAGAAGCACAGGAAUCUCUUCAUAGCAGGGUCCAGAUUCUAAUUGACACUGUGUCCUCAGAUGAAGAACAUAGUGGGACAAAAGCGAGGCCAAAAAAUGAAGAAACAGUGGUACAUACAUCACAGGAAAUGGAAAAUGACAGGAACAUUGAUGAUUAUCCCACAGAAGGUUCUGCAUAUAAGUCUAGUAACGUUGGCAACGCUAGAAGUAUGGUGAACAUUUAUACAACAACAGAAACAUAUAGCAAACCCAAUACAUUAAGCCAUCAGCUUCUGGAGCCUGAACGAGCGAAGGAGCUGAGCAGAUCCACUCCAGCCCUCCACUCUGAGACGGAAUCUGACACUGCUUCUGAAAUUAGCUUCAAACUCAAAAGGCACAGAAAGACACAGAGUAAUGGCAGCAACUCCUCAGACAUGGCAUCAGUCUCUUCUGUCAGUAACAGUGUCCUCAGUGUGUACAGUGGAGAUUUUGGCAGUGUGGAUGCACAGGGAUCAGUUCAGUUUUCUCUUGACUAUGAUGAGAAGAAUCGGGAGUUCCACAUCUAUGUGGCUCAGUGCAAGGACCUGGCAGUGGUGGAUGAGAAGAAAGGACGAUCAGACCCCUAUGUCAAGACCUACCUUCUCCCAGACAAAGCUAGAAUGGGCAAGAGAAAAACCUCAGUGAAAAGGAAGACCACCAACCCGAUUUACAAUGAAGUAUUAAGGUACAAAAUUGAAAAAAUGGUUUUGCUGAUCCAGAAAUUAAAUCUGUCUGUGUGGCAUAAUGACCCGCUUGGUAGGAACAGCUUCCUCGGGGAACUGGAGAUUGACCUCACUAGCUGGGAUUGGAGUAACACAAAGCCUAACUGGUACAUCCUAAAACCAAGGAGUCUCUCUGCAAUGAAUGGGGUGGACCAUCUUGGUGUGAUGAACUUGUCAAUUAGAUACAUUCCUCCUGGAAGUAUUGGUCCAAAAAACCCAUCCUCAGGAGAAGUCCACAUCUGGGUGAAGGACACUAAAGAUUUACCUCAGCUUCGUCCUUCUGGGGUAGAUUCCUUUGUGAAAUGUUAUGUAUUACCUGACACAAGCAAGAAGAGUUACCAGAAGACUCGGGUCAUCAAGAAGGAUUCAAACCCAGUGUUCAACCACACCAUUGUCUAUGACGGCUUCCACACUGAGGACCUUAAAGAUGCGUGUGUUGAGCUGACAGUUUGGGAUCAUGAGAAACUCAACAAUCAUUUCCUUGGGGGGAUCAGGCUUGGCCUUGGUACAGGUUUUAGUUAUGGUAUUGCUGUGGACUGGAUGGACUCUACACAGGAAGAAGUGGCCUCCUGGCAAGAAAUGAUGCUAACUCCAAAUGAAUGGAUUGAGGGAUCACUGCCCUUGAGAUCUUUAGCUGGAAGAAGGAAAUUCAAGUAAAUUGCUGAAUGUCGUUGUUACUUUGUGGAAUCAAGUCUACUUUAGGGACUGAAUGAAGAGCAGACAAACUGGAACUUUUUUGUUUGUUUGCCUGGUACAACUUUAUUUGUUUUCUCCACUGCUGGACAGUUUGUCUCGUGGAAAAAAAAUCUUUCAAUGCUAAAGCACUUUAUUUUGGAUGUACUGCAAAGCUGUUCCUGAAGUUCACCCUGAGGGUAAGACAAUUGGCAGCACAUUUAUUUUUGUAAUAGCCUUCCGCAAGGAGACAACGAACAUGAAGAGUACAUUUCAUUGGUUACAAAGAGUGUGUGGAAGACCUAAAUCGAGCUAUUUACAU